AUGAACUCGAGCCCGGCUUACAGUAACGGCUACCACCCACAGCAACAACAGCACGGAAUGAGGGAUAAAGUCCGCCGGGGAACACGUGCCAGGUCACGUGAGCUCAGAGAGAGCUUUAGCAGUGGUGGUAAUUUUGGCGGGCUUAGGGUUUCUGAGCAUGUUAAGCAGCAGCAGCAACAACAACAACAAGGAGCGCCUUGUACCGACUUCGACAUGGCCUAUUUCCACUCCUACGCCCACGUUGGUAUCCACGAAGAAAUGAUUAAGGAUCGUGUACGCACUGAAACUUAUAGGACGGCAAUCAUGCAGCACCAGAGUUCUAUAGCAGGCAAAGUUGUAGUGGAUGUUGGCUGUGGUACAGGCAUUCUUUCUAUAUUUUGUGCUCAAGCCGGUGCAAAACGUGUAUAUGCUGUUGAUGCAAGUGACAUUGCAGUGCAGGCAAAUGAAGUUGUGAAAGCAAACAAUCUAUCUGAAACAAUCAUUGUACUACAUGGGCGAGUUGAGGAUGUUGAUAUUGAUGAAGAGGUUGAUGUCAUAAUUUCAGAGUGGAUGGGCUACAUGCUUCUGUAUGAGAGCAUGCUGGGAAGUGUCAUCACGGCUAGAGAUCGCUGGCUAAAACCUGGAGGUCUAAUACUUCCUUCAAGUGCAACGUUGUACAUGGCACCCAUCACACAUUCUGAUAGAUACAGUGAAAGCAUUGAUUUCUGGCGCAAUGUUUAUGGAAUUGAUAUGUCUGCCAUGUUACCAUUGGCAAAACAGUGUGCGUUUGAAGAGCCAUGUGUUGAGACAAUCGUGGGUGAGAAUGUUUUGACAUGGCCACAUGUGGUUAAGCAAGUGGACUGCCAUACAAUCACACUUCAUGAGUUGGAAUCUGUUACAACAAACUAUAAAUUCAAAUCAAUGAUGCGAGCUCCACUACAUGGGUUUGCGUUUUGGUUUGAUGUCGAAUUCAGUGGGCCUGCAUUAGCUGGUACAAAUAAUCAUGCACCAUCCUCACUUAUUAGCAAUCAUCCAGUGGAUGGUCAGCAGAGGAAGAAACGAGCAAAUCCCAAUGAAGCACUGGUUCUGUCCACUGCACCUGAGGACCCCCCCAACGCAUUGGCAACAGGGAAGCAUGGACAAGUCAUUACAUUGCUUAACCUGUGCCCUUCUUGCUGCCCCAAACUCUCUGCAGACCUGGCUUCUCUGCAGAACUUUCUGGGUGACCUUGCGAUAACUUUUCCUUACAAUUGA
Messenger RNA from Prunus armeniaca (apricot), 1233 nucleotides. The record is from the annotation of a GenBank genome assembly. Lineage: Eukaryota; Viridiplantae; Streptophyta; Magnoliopsida; Rosales; Rosaceae.